ACCCCCGGUACCAAAAGCCCCCUAAACGCACAAGUUCUUUUCUUUUUGUUUCCUCUGGGAGAAAAACCCGAGUGGGUAGCUCAGCAGUGCAGUGCCUGCCUCGCAAGCGUGAGGUCCCAUAUUCCUGGCACCGAAAAAGGAAAAGGAGAGAGAGAGAACAAACAGGAGAAUGAGGGGUGCUUUGUUUUGGAACUUUCCAGUUCUGUGGGGGAAAAUUAGCAUGAGGCUGGUUGCCUGACCUGCAGCACCGCUUUAUGCGCAUGAGUAAUUAUUAUUUUUGCUAUUAUUUCUCUUUGUCUCCCUGGACGACUAAAAAGGCGCUGCGUAAGCAGUAAACCCCGGGAUAAGGUCUAUAACGUGGUCCAAAGAACAGAUUUUCAGUCCCGGGGGUUGAAGGUAAACUCCGGAAAGCAGAGCCACAUUGAGCUGUUGCCACAGCAUGCGAGAACCGAAGGACCUCCGUGGGUCACCUCGGGACUGGAGGCCAAGGAAACGCAGCGUUGGAUGCUGGGGCGGGGCAUCAAGGCCAGACUUGGUUCCUUAAACUUUGACUUGAGUCUAAGUGCUGGCGAAGGAGCACUCGAUCCCAAAAUACCGGGGCUUGGAGUUGUGCAGAUGGCGCUCCGCUGGGGCAUCGUGUCCGUCGGCCUCAUCUCCAGCGACUUCACCACUGUGCCGGGCCCGCUGCCCCGCUCCGACCACCAGUCUGAUCCCGGCGUCCUCCGGGUGGUGGCGGUAGCGGCCCGCGAGCUGAGCCGGGCGCAGGGGUUUGCGCGGAAACACGGCGUCCCCAAGGCGUACGGCUCCCCUGAGGAGCUGGCCAAGGGCCCGAAUGUGGAAGUGGCCUAUAUUGGCACUCAGCACCCUCAGCACAAGGCUUCGGUGCUGAUGUCUCUGGCAGUAGGCAAGGCUGUCCUGUGUGAGAAGCCCAUGGGUAUGAACGCUCCAGAAGUUCGCAAGAUGGUCUCAGAGGCCCAAACCCAAGGUCUCUUCCUUAUGGAGAAAGUUUUCUUUGUCCCUGUUGCCUUCCAUGGUGCUGGUUUCAUAGUUGAAGACACUGUUAAGGGCAGCUGUGACAUGGAGCCAAACAGCCCAAGUGACCUCAGGCAGGGAACAGAGUGGGUAGCAGUGGACCAGAAGCCAGGUCCUAAGUCAAGAGCAACCAGCGACACCUACGCCUUGGUUCUCCGUGUCUUCAAUGACAGAUUUCUAAGAAGAUUUGUGAGCUUGGAAUAG
This is a messenger RNA of Heterocephalus glaber (naked mole-rat), 1236 nucleotides long. The record is from RefSeq and is a predicted model, not a curated record. NCBI's taxonomy places the organism in Eukaryota, Metazoa, Chordata, Mammalia, Rodentia, Bathyergidae.